AUGGAAUGGAAUUAACGAAAAUAAACAGAUAAACACUGAAACACAUAUUUUAACAAUUUAAACCCUAAACACAGAUUUGAAUCCACGUGCUUUAUCGCUGUGUUGAAGUUUGAUCGAUACCAACAAAAAGUUAAUACGAGUUGGUGUCGCACUGAAUUCAGCUUUCGCGUAAAAAGCAAAAGCUGGCCGGAAAACGCAGGCGGAGCUGGUUGUCGGCCACCACAAACAGUGAGAAAUUCGGUUCAGUUGUAAGCUUAUGAAUGGCGUGGCUCUUGCUUGGAAAGAAGAGAAUAUAUAUGAAUUUUACCAGAGCUUUGGCUACAACAUCAUGUAGGCAUUUGGCAGGGUCAAAUUUUGCAUCUAUAUUUGCUGAACAAUCUGUUUAUGCAUCAGCAAGAUGCAUGCCUGAUUUAAUCAAUCACUCGUAUCUGGGUGCGGCUUGUUUUAGCAGUGGGACUAAAGAAUGUGGAAUACGGUGUUUCCACGCUAGCUCACAAUUCUGGGCAAGAAGUGAUGGGCAAUAUGGUUUGAAGACCCCAAAGAAGGAGAAGUAUGUGAGAAGAGACAGUAGAAAUCAGCCUCCUGUGGAAGCUCCAUAUGUCCCACGUAACGUCACAAAAACCAAAUCUAAUCCCAAUAAAACGAUAGAAAUAUUUGAAGGCAUGGCCCUUGUUGAACUGGCAAAGCGUACCGGGAAAUCAGUAUCUUCUUUGCAAGAUAUUCUCACAAAUGUUGGUGAAAAGAUUGAAUCAGAGUUUGAGCCUCUCAGUAUGGAUAUUGCCGAGCUUGCUGCAAUGGAGGUUGGCGUCAAUGUUAAGAGGUUACAUUCAACUGAAGGUGCAGAACUUUUACCACGUCCUGCAGUUGUAACAGUGAUGGGUCAUGUUGAUCACGGAAAAACUUCCCUUCUUGAUGCCCUGCGUCUAACGUCAGUGGCAGCCAAGGAGGCUGGUGGCAUUACUCAGCAUCUAGGUGCCUUUGUGGUGGGCAUGUCAUCAGGAGCAUCAAUCACAUUUCUUGACACUCCUGGUCAUGCUGCAUUUAGCGCGAUGCGGGCGAGAGGUGCAGCAGUCACAGAUAUAGUAGUGCUAGUUGUUGCUGCAGAUGAUGGUGUAAUGCCCCAAACACUUGAAGCCGUAUCCCAUGCAAAAGCAGCCAAUGUACCAAUUGUAGUUGCAAUCAAUAAAUGUGAUAAACCAGGUGCAAAUCCUGAAAAAGUAAAACUACAGCUCGCUUCUGAGGGCUUGCUGCUGGAGGAAAUGGGUGGGGAUAUUCAGGUUGUUGAAGUUUCAGCGAUUAAAAAGACUGGACUGGAUAACCUAGAGGUAGCUGUACUCCUUCAGGCUGAUAUGAUGGAUCUUAAAGCACGAUUUGAUGGGCCUGCUCAAGCAUAUGUGGUUGAAGCAAGACUUGACAAAGGACGAGGUCCAUUGGUGACUACUAUAGUUAAGGCAGGGACUCUAGUUUGUGGACAGCAUGUGGUUAUAGGGUCACAGUGGGGAAGAAUAAGGGCUAUUAAAGAUACAGCGGGGAGGUUAACUCAACGCGCAACUCCUGCAAUGCCUGUUGAGAUUGAAGGGCUUCGAGGGCUGCCUAUGGCUGGUGAUGAUGUCAUUGUUGUUCAUUCUGAGGAGAGAGCUAGAAUGCUUAGUUCUGGUAGGAAAAAGAAAUUUGAAGAGGACAGGCUUAGGAACAAGAUGGUGCUAGAUACGCCAACUACUUCAGAUGAUUCUGAGGGGGUUCCACUGAGGGUUGAAAUGCCAGUAAUUGUAAAAGCAGAUGUUCAGGGAACUGUUCAAGCCGUAACAGAUGCAUUGACAACUUUAAAUAGUCCUCAGGUUUCUGUGAAUAUUGUCCAUGUUGGCGUGGGGCCUCUUUCUCAAUCUGAUGUGGACCUAGCACAGGCUUGCGGUGCAUGCAUAGUUGGAUUCAAUGUCAAGAGUCCACCUAUUUCUCUUAGCCAGGCAGCAACUCGUGCUAGUAUCAAGAUAAUUCUGCACCGCGUGAUUUACCACUUACUGGAAGACAUAGCCAGUUUGAUCAUAGAGAAGGCCCCAGGUACUUCUGAGACGCAGGUAGCUGGGCAAGCAGAAGUGCUGAAUAUCUUUGAAGUGAAAGGGAGCAAAUCUAAGGGACCUGACGUGAAAAUAGCUGGUUGUAAGGUUGUUGAUGGUUUUGUGAACAGAUCAGCAACCAUGAGGCUUCUAAGGAGUGGUGAAGUGGUGUUUGAAGGACUUUGUACAUCUCUUAAGAGGGAGAAGCAGGAUGUGGAUUCUGUGAAGAAGGGAAAUGAGUGUGGACUUGUUAUCAGUAAUUGGUCUGAUUUCCAAAUUGGAGAUGUUAUCCAAUGCUUAGAACAAGUAGUAAGGAAGCCGAAGUUUGUUAAGUCGGAGAGCGGCGCUGUUCGAAUAGAGUGCUGAUGAGGCUGAUGCUUCUUUUCAGCACACAUUUUUGUGGUAAAAUAAUACCUGAGCUGCCAAAUAACUAAUUAAUACAGAUGGAUUGUUAUAGUAUUAAACUAAAUUUUUGAAGCCUAACUUGAAAAUUUGAAUAGUUUUUUAUACUAAGUUUUUUGAUGUGUUGAAUCACAGCUUUAGCAUAAGGAUGGAAAUGUGUUGAUUUGUAUCAUUUAAAAAACUUAGUUUGUUCAGCCAUAUUCAACCAUGUAAGAAUUAUUAAAUCCGUUCAACCAUUUCGGUUUCAAUUUCUAUA
Molecule: messenger RNA, 2712 nt
Organism: Cicer arietinum (chickpea)
Lineage: Eukaryota; Viridiplantae; Streptophyta; Magnoliopsida; Fabales; Fabaceae
Biological process (GO): translational initiation
Cellular component (GO): cytoplasm
Molecular function (GO): GTP binding; translation initiation factor activity; GTPase activity
Source: RefSeq, a predicted model, not a curated record